AUGAUCGAAACGUACAGCCAACCUUCUCCCCGAUCUGUGGCCACUGGACCACCAGCUACUAUGAAAAUUUUUAUGUAUUUACUUACUCUUUUUCUUAUCACCCACAUGAUUGGGUCAGCACUUUAUGCUGUGUAUCUGCACAGAAGAUUGGACAAGAUAGAAGAUGAAAGAAACCUUCAUGAAGAUUUUGUGUUCAUGAAAACAAUACAGAGAUGCAGCAAAGGAGAAAAUGCUUUAUCCUUACUGAACUGUGAGGAAAUUAGAAGCCAGUUUGAAGCCUUCGUGAAGGAAAUAAUGCUAAACAAUGACCAGGGGAAGAUGAAAGAGACCAGUUUUGAAAUGCAAAAAGGUGAUCAGGAUCCUCAAAUUGCGGCACAUGUCAUAAGUGAAGCCAGUAGUAAAACAGCAUCCAUUCUACAGUGGGCCCAAAAAGGAUACUACACCAUGAGCAGUGACUUGGUAAGCCUGGACAAUGGAAAGCAGCUGGCCAUUAAAAGACAAGGACUCUAUUACGUCUACACCCAAGUCACCUUCUGCUCCAACCGAGAAGCUUCGAGUCAAGCUCCAUUUAUAGUCAGCCUCUGCCUGAGGUCCGCCAGUGGAUCAGAGAGAAUCUUACUUAGAGCAGCCAACACCCACAGCUCAUCCAAACCUUGCGGGCAACAAUCCGUUCACUUGGGAGGAGUAUUUGAAUUGCAACCAGGAGCUUCGGUGUUUGUCAAUGUCACUGACCCAGGCCAAGUGAGCCACGGGACCGGCUUCACGUCUUUUGGCUUGCUCAAACUCUGA
Messenger RNA from Suncus etruscus (white-toothed pygmy shrew), 789 nucleotides. RefSeq names its product CD40 ligand (gene CD40LG). Gene Ontology annotation, molecular function: tumor necrosis factor receptor binding. Gene Ontology annotation, cellular component: membrane. NCBI's taxonomy places the organism in Eukaryota, Metazoa, Chordata, Mammalia, Eulipotyphla, Soricidae. Gene Ontology annotation, biological process: immune response. Bases 1 to 789 code for a protein of 262 amino acids. The transcript has 5 exons. The record is from RefSeq and is a predicted model, not a curated record.